AUGGCCUCGCCGGCCGCCAGCCCCGACUCGUCGUGCCACGAGGGCCCGGCCUCGGCGGCCUCGGCGCCCGCGGGGACCCCGACCUCGGACUCGGAGAACCUGAGCCCCGACGAGCUGGAGCUGCUGGCCAAGCUGGAGGAGCAGAACCGGCUGCUGGAGGCCGACUCCAAGUCGAUGCGCUCCAUGAACGGGUCCCGCCGGAACAGCGGCUCCUCGCUGGUCUCCAGCUCCUCGGCCUCCUCCAACCUGAGCCACCUGGAGGAGGACACCUGGAUCCUCUGGGGCCGCAUCGUCAAUGAGUGGGACGAGUGGAGGAAGAAGAAGGAGAAGCUGCUCAAGGAGCUGAUCCGCAAGGGCAUCCCGCACCACUUCCGAGCCAUCGUGUGGCAGCUGCUGAGCAGCGCCACGGAGCUGCCCCUCAAGCAGCAGUACUCGGAGCUGCUCAAGAUGUCCUCGCCCUGCGAGAAGCUCAUCCGCAGGGACAUCGCCCGCACCUACCCCGAGCACGAGUUCUUCAAGGGCCAGGACAGCCUGGGCCAGGAGGUGCUCUUCAACGUCAUGAAG
Messenger RNA from Empidonax traillii (willow flycatcher), 564 nucleotides. Its product is annotated as EVI5-like protein. The record is from RefSeq and is a predicted model, not a curated record. Lineage: Eukaryota; Metazoa; Chordata; Aves; Passeriformes; Tyrannidae. The annotation marks the transcript as partial. The transcript has 3 exons.